CACGAAGAGUGAGAAAUCCCAGUAAGAGAGCUAGAGACCUGCACGGUUGAGCCCCACAGAGCGAUGCCUGGCGCUCCGUAGCACCGCCUAUGGGAGCCGUACUCCGCGCUGGUUAAGCUGCGUUCCCGCAGCGCCGUUAGCUGGGCCUCCACCUGAGACACUCGGCGCCCCCUGGCGGGGCGGGGCGGCUCGGCACGGCACACGGCGCUACAAGACACCGGCAGCGGAGCGGCCAGCCGCAUGCUGCACUGGGAGGCGGGGCGGGGGCCUGAGAGUGAUGCCCGACCGCCGUGAGGACUGCCACAGGUCCCUCCCCUUCCUGCUGGCCGCCAUGGCCCUGCAGAGGGCGCUGCGCCGGGCGGCGGGGCCGUGCCGCGGUUUUAGAAUGGGGAAUAUGCAGCCUGCUUCUGUAGGAUUGUCUAACGAUGCUGUUGUGAAUCAAAUACAGGAGAUUAUUUCAGCCAACUGCGUGGUGAUUUUCUCCAAAACAACAUGUGUCUACUGCAAAAUGGCAAAAAAAGUUUUUGAGGGUAUGAAUGUAAAUUAUACAGCUGUGGAACUGGACAUGAAUACCAAUGGAAGCCAGUUCCAAGACAUCCUUGAACAGAUGACUGGUGGCAGAACAGUCCCCAGAGUGUUUGUUAAUGGGUCUUUUGUUGGAGGUGCUACAGAUAUUCAGAGGCUUCAUGAGGAAGGCAAACUGCUUCCAUUAGUACAGCAAUGUCAAAAAAAUUCUGGACAACCCUCUAGUUCAGCUUAGUCUUCCUUUCUAUAAGCAGGAUAUCAGACAAGCCAGGAGACCGCAAAGAGAUGCUGCAUCAGCUGGACUCAAGAACUUUGAAACAUGGCUUUCUCAAUCCUAGCUCAUUCUCUGGCACAGACUUUAUGGACUUGGCAAAUCACUUGGUGUCCUUUCCUCAACUUUACCACAACCAAAAUGGUGAUAAAAAACCAUAAUAUAACUCUGGGAAUUCUGAGUGGGAGACAGUGAUGUCAUUUGUUUUGAUACUAUUGUAUUUGAUACUAUGCUUCAGAGAAGUAUUGUCUGGACAAGAAGAAUCCUGUAUUUUUUUUUCUUGCAGCUUAGUUGACAUUUUAGCAUCAUUCCAACAAGCAAAAGGUCAGUUGAAUGAUUCCUUUAUGAAGGCAUUUUGACAGAGAAGAAUUGAAGACAGCAAGAAGCAAAACAAAUUGGUAUGAUACUGCUCUUAUCAAGUCUGCCCCUCUUACAUUUUAGUGCUUGAUCACUCUGCUACCAAAAUGUAUGUCCAGUUGCUACUGAAAAGGGAAUAAAGAUUGUUGCAGCUCA
Messenger RNA from Pogoniulus pusillus (Red-fronted tinkerbird), 1309 nucleotides. RefSeq names its product glutaredoxin 2 (gene GLRX2). Gene Ontology annotation, cellular component: mitochondrion. The transcript has 4 exons. NCBI's taxonomy places the organism in Eukaryota, Metazoa, Chordata, Aves, Piciformes, Lybiidae. The coding region runs from base 278 to 760 and encodes 160 amino acids. The record is from RefSeq and is a predicted model, not a curated record. Gene Ontology annotation, molecular function: protein-disulfide reductase activity.